Messenger RNA from Habropoda laboriosa, 1398 nucleotides. RefSeq names its product gustatory receptor 5a for trehalose-like. Gene Ontology annotation, cellular component: membrane. Gene Ontology annotation, biological process: sensory perception of sweet taste; detection of chemical stimulus involved in sensory perception of taste. NCBI's taxonomy places the organism in Eukaryota, Metazoa, Arthropoda, Insecta, Hymenoptera, Apidae. The record is from RefSeq and is a predicted model, not a curated record. The coding region runs from base 1 to 1398 and encodes 465 amino acids. The transcript is spliced from 11 exons. Gene Ontology annotation, molecular function: sweet taste receptor activity.
AUGCGACCAUUGAAUUUGCCAGCAAUGAAGUAUCAAAACACUUUGUUGAUCAAUGUUAGAUCGUCCAAGAGCACCUCGCAGUUUGGUAAAUUGGACAAUCUGAAGUCGGACAUAGAGGCUGCAGAAAUGUCGGAACCGGUAGUCUCUCCUGCUAAUGCUUUCAAUCCGAAAACCGACAGUUUGCACUCAUCUAUGAGACCGAUCAUUAUGCUAGCACAAUGCUUCUCAAUGUUUCCUGUGUCAGGUGUUAAUACUCCAGACGCCUCACAUCUCAGGUUCACUUGGCGCAGUCCGAAAUUUAUAUAUUGUGCAAUUUCAUUUCUUGGUUCGUCAACGAUGACCAUUUUUAAUAUUAUGAGGAUAAUAACGUCUGGGAUUAAUUCGACGAGAAUGACCACAUUCGUUUUCAAUGGAACGAAUUUGAUCGCGGCUUUCCUCUUUCUCAAAUUGGCCAUGCAAUGGCCUUGUUUAAUGGCAACUUGGGAGAAGCUUGAGAAAGAGCUUUCAAACAGGCAUAAAAAGGUCUCGAGAACAACUUUAGCAGCUAAAUUCAAAAUCGUGACUAUGGUGGUGAUGAUAUUUGCCUUAGUGGAGCACAGUUUUUCGAUACUUCACGGUUACAUCAAGGCUAAGGACUGCGCGCAAUCGCGCGGAGAUCCAGAUAUCAUUGGUGUGUACUUCCAGUCGCAAUUUCCUCAGAUAUUUUCUAGAAUCCCGUACAGUUUGUGGAAAGGAAUAGUGGUGGAUAUUAUUAACAUUCUCAGUACUUUCUCGUGGAACUUUGUCGACAUAUUUCUCAUCCUCAUCAGCAUUGCUUUGGUGGAUCAAUUUCGACAACUAAACAGCCGCUUGUAUUCUAUAAGAGGAAAGUAUCAUUUCAUUGUUAAGGCAAUGCCGGAAUGGUGGUGGGCCGAGGCGAGGAGUGAUUACAAUCACCUGGCUACCUUGACGCGACAACUGGACUCCCACAUAUCCAUUAUGGUCCUUCUCUCUUUCGCCACCGAUCUCUAUUUCAUCUGCAUACAACUACUUUUCUCUUUCAACCCUAUGCGCAGUAUCGUUGAGAAAAUUUACUUCGGAUUCUCCUUUGGAUUCUUACUAGCGAGGACGACGGUUGUCUCUUUGUGCGCCGCCUCGAUCCACGACGAGUCCUUACUUCCUGCUCCGAUCCUCUACAGCGUUUCCGGAAGCAGCUACUCCACGGAAGUGAUGAGAUUCUUGUCGCAAGUAACAACGGAUAGCAUUUGUUUGACAGGCAUGAAAUUCUUCUCGGUGACCAGGAGUCUCGUAUUAACUGUGGCAGGUACCAUAGUCACGUACGAGUUGGUCCUAGUCCAGUUCAACGCGGUGCAACAAAAUGGCGCUUCGAAUAGCACGGAUGUGUGCGAGGUGAAGUAA